UAUGCUUUCUUCGAUUAAAUUUCAAGUAGUCGGGGCGUUAUAUGCCAUUUGCAUCAUUCAAAAUAAAAACGUUUGCGUUUAUAUAUUCGGUAAACUAUUUUUUUUUCCUAAACAAAUUCGAAAAGCUUAAGAAAUGAAUUGUAAGAGUAACAAAAUGGCAAAAGUAAAAAUACGCGUUCGAAAUGUCUGGUUUGAACCUGACUUGAGUACGGAGGGUAUUUACCUUUGCCCCAUGCCCCAACCACCUCAAGCGCCAGCUGGUGCAUUGUGGUUUACAAAUUUGAAACCAUACGAACGGCUUUUCUACCAUCAGACAUUGAAUUCUGUACGGAAAAGUAAACGUUUUCUUGCCACACCUGAGAUACCCAACGACUCUUUGGAUUUCCAGCUACAAUCACGGUACGAUCACUCCAGUGAAAUAUUUCCAGAGCGUGUAGAUACACUAUUGCAAAGAGAAACUUGUGCUUGUGAAAGAACCGAUGAUUCACCAGAUGGCACAGUGGAAUUGAGUUCAUUUCGAGUACUUAAAAAUGUGAAGACGGUACAGUUACCCGCCGGUGACAAUCAAGAUCAUCCACUAAAAAUUGGUGGAAUUAAAGAAAAAAUUUCACCACAUAGCGUUAAAUUGAUCAAUAGUGGUGUACACAAUCAAUUGGUAAACAACGGUUUUUCACGACAAACUGGGGACGGAAAUUUUUUCCGAUAUUGACGGAGAUGAUCAUUGCCGUAUUCCAUGCAGUUUUGAAAAAUAUCUUUUUUUUUAAGAUACAUUAUUGAUAGUUCCAAAGCUUGUCCAAUAAAAUUUGCCAUGUUAAAAAUCAAA
This is a messenger RNA of Bactrocera dorsalis (oriental fruit fly), 823 nucleotides long. RefSeq names its product protein CFAP276. The record is from RefSeq and is a predicted model, not a curated record. NCBI's taxonomy places the organism in Eukaryota, Metazoa, Arthropoda, Insecta, Diptera, Tephritidae. The coding region runs from base 134 to 709 and encodes 191 amino acids. The transcript has a single exon.